AUGCUAGUUCUUCAGACGAAGAGACCUCGCCAAUUGCCAAAAAAACGCGAACCAGAAGCGAUAAAGCUCCAGAACAACGCAGAGUCCUUGCUGAAGAUUUUUAAGACAGAGCUUCUUUUUUCCUAGUAGUUCGGCUAAACCACCGAUAGUAUUGGUUUUAGUAGAGGUCUUACCCCUGGAGUGGGUACAUUCAUUCACUCACUCAUUUAUACUAUUUACAAACUGUUGCGUGUAGCGACAUCAAUGAAUGUAAGUGUAUUGAUUGCAAGUUCACAAGAAGCUGUAGUGAUCAAAUUCAUGUAGUGACAUCAAGAACUUCGUAUUAGUUUAGAAGAUGAACACAAAGGAGAAAGCUCUCUGUGGGAAAACUUGUUUUGAUUCACUUUGUGUGGCGGAGGGUCGUGCGCGAGCGGAAUAAUAAUAAUAAUAAUCUAUUAGAAGAAUAGAAGAACGCAAAAGACGGAAAAGAUUCAAGAAAAAGUCUCUAAUAGGGCAAUAAAUCCGAGCUGACUAUUAACAUCACCAUCAAGGGCUUGUUUUCUUGCUUUUCAUUGAUUUUUGUUUCUCACACUCUCUCCAUUUGUUUCACACCCUGUGCAUAUUUCUGCUUCUCUCCCCUCCUUCUGUCUAAGGGUCGCCCUUUGUCCGUGACGCGAGGGAGUUUCUUCAAACUUGCUGGCUUUUCGUCAACCAGGUCAUCGAUCCAGAGCCUCAAUCUCAAGGAAAUUU
Molecule: messenger RNA, 729 nt
Organism: Amoebophrya sp. A25
Lineage: Eukaryota; Dinophyceae; Syndiniales; Amoebophryaceae
Source: the annotation of a GenBank genome assembly